GGCUAAUAUAAGAGAAUCCUUAUCUCGAUGGAAGAUUUGAUAAAGUUGAUGUGUCUCAUAUUUUUGGGAGAUGUAUAUGUAUCAAAAGCCUGGGAUAAUCUUUGUUUACUACCACAAUAUAAAGGACAAGCGUCUAUGGAUCCAUAUUACAGAGGUUAUAACGCACCACCAGAGGGAGCUGUAGAUGGCUACUUUGAAGAGGAGCGUGGACAAGGCACAUGUAGCAUUACAUGGCUUAAUCCAAAAAUUAAGGAAGCCUGGUGGAAACUUCCGUUAAAAAUCAUGGCUAAUGUAGCUUAUCUAGAAAUUUAUUUCCGAAGCUCAACUGUGAAUCGACAUGUGGGGUUUUCUGUCUUUGUGUUCAACGACUCAUCAUAUGUUCCUCCAGUUGACCCAUCUCAACAUAAACUGUUCACUCACGAUAUCUCUACCUGUAUUGACCGUGUGACAACAGUAACUAUAAAUAAAGAUAUUCAGGGGAUAGCUCUGUAUAAUUCAAAGGACACACCAAUCAAAUCAUCGUGUGCGGGUUAUGAAUCAUUAGUUGCAUCAAUUGAAAUUUGUGAAGUAAAGGUGAUGGGUUGUCCAUCUAAACAUUAUGGAGAAAACUGCAAUCUCUGUAACCCUAAAUGUCGUGAUACAGUUUGCGAUGCAUUUAAUGGUUCCUGUAUCUAUGGAUGCCGUGACAAUGUCGUUGAAUCGCCGUCUUGUUCAGAGUGCAAAGACGGCUAUUAUGGACCAGACUGUACACAGAAUUGUGGGUAUUGUAAAACUGGUACACUUUGUAACAAAACAAGUGGAAUAUGUCCGAAUGGUUGUAAGGAUAACUGGAGUGACCCAAGGUGCACAGUGUGUAAAAAUGGAAUUUAUGGGCUAGACUGUGCAUUUCAUUGUGGUAAAUGCAGUACUGGGACGUUCUGUAAUAACAUAACAGGGGUAUGUCCAGAUGGAUGCCAAGAACGCUGGAAUGGAUACAAAUGCGACGCAUGUAAAGAAGGAUUUUAUGGACAAACAUGUGAAGAGUGUGGGCACUGUAGGAAUCGAACCGUCUGCAACAUCACCACCGGUGUAUGUCCAGACGGUUGUAUGGAUAAUUGGGAUGGAUUAUUGUGUACAGUAUGUAAAGAAGGAUUUUAUGGACAAACAUGUGAAAAAUGUGGGCACUGUAGGAAUGGAACCGUCUGCAACAUCGCCACCGGUGUAUGUUCAGACGGUUGUAUGGAUAAUUGGGAUGGAUUAUUGUGUAUAGUAUGUAAAGAAGGAUUUUAUGGACAAACAUGUGAAGAAUGCGGGCACUGUAGGAAUGGAACCGUCUGCAACAACGCCACGGGUGUAUGUUCAGACGGUUGUAAGGAUAAUUGGGAUGGAUUAUUGUGUAAAAUUUGCUCGAAUGGUUUGUAUGGACAUCACUGUGAUGAGAAAUGUGGACACUGUCUCACAGGGACAUUGUGUGGUAAGUCAACAGGAAUCUGUCCUAAAGAGUGUAAGGAAAACUGGACCGGACCCAAAUGUGAUGUAUGUAAAAAAGGAUUUUAUGGACAAACAUGUGAAGAAUGUGGGCACUGUAGAAAUGAAACAUUCUGCAACAUCGCCACGGGUGUAUGUCCAGACGGUUGUAUGGAUAAUUGGCAUGGAUUAUUGUGUACAGGUUGCUCGAAUGGUAUGUAUGGACAUCACUGUAAUGAUAAAUGUGGACACUGUCUGACAGGGACAUUGUAUGAUCAGUCAACAGGAAUCUGUCCUAAAGGAUGUAAGGACAACUGGACCGGACCUAAAUGUGAUGAAUGUCAAGCUUAUAAAUACGGACCAAACUGUGCCUUUGACUGUGGACACUGUAGAGAUGAGAAACCGUGUUCGAAAGUGACAGGAAAAUGUGAAGCCGGAUGUGUGACUGGAUGGGCUGGGUUGUUUUGUUCGAAAGAAUCAUCUUUAACUGAAGAAUUAAAUACAGAUGAUGGCAUUUCAAAUCUUUCAACUGCGAUUAUAUACAUUGUUUCAACACUUGCUGUUGUAACCCUUAUAUAUGCAGUGGUAAGACUUGUAUACAAGAAAAUUAGACGGAGACACCAUGAUAAAGGAAAGGUCUCAACAAAAAUUGUACCUGGAAAAGUUUACGACCAAAUAGCUGAAACGAUCAUCGAUCCAACCUAUCAAAAGAUAACUCCUCAAUCGGACAGUUGUCAUUAUCAAGAAUUGCACCUCUACACAAAUGAUGAACUCAAUCGAGACAAAUAUUGGUGGCAUUCUGUGUCACGAAUAACAAGUAAAUAUGGAGAGGAUGAAGGCUUACAUCACUGUUGCAGCAGAAUGUUUAGCCUCCUUAUUGGUAUAGAUGAACAUUCGAGGGUUGUCCUUCAGGAGAAAUGGGAAGAAAAUGACAACGAUUACAUCAACGCAAAUUAUAUAAAGGAUUAUAAAAGGGAAAGGCGUUAUAUUGGAGCCCAAGGUCCACGAAAUAAUACUUUGGCAGACUUCAUAAGAAUGAUAUGGCAAGAAAACAUAGAAUGCAUUAUAAUGUUGACGAAUAUAGUUGAAAAUGGAAAGAAUAAAUGUGCUAAAUACUGGCCAGAUAAAGGAAAGUCUGUAUGUAUCGGGAAGUGUACACUUAGUCAUUUAGAGGAAACGAUGUAUGCCUUCUACACAGUUCGAAUGUUCUCAUUUCAGAGGAAAGAUUCAAAUGACAUAAGGAUAAUCACCCAGUUCCAUUACACGGCAUGGCCAGAUCACGGUACUCCUGAAGAGAUAGGACUCGUUCAGUUCCAUAGAGCUGUUACUAAGAGAUAUGAACCUGGAGCUCCUUUACUGGUUCACUGCAGCGAGGGGGUGGGCAGAACAGGUACCUUUAUUGGUCUGGAUUCCUUGCUGAGACAAGGACGAGAAAAGGGGCGGAUCAACGUUUUUGAGUUUGUCAAACAGAUGAGAGAGGACCGGAUGUCUAUGGUUCAGACAUUAGAGCAGUACGUAUUUCUUCAUAAAGCUUUGCUGUGUGGAUUCCAAGAGAGAGACACAAUUAUAUCAGAAUAUGAUCUUGUCACAAAAGCCAGUUCCCUCCUCAAUGACUCGACGCCAUUAAAUCAACAACAAUUAUACCAGGACUUUAAAUUCCUUGAAACAAUAAAACCCGUGUAUGACGAUGAUUGUAGACAUUAUACCAUUAUAAUUCCUUGUAUAUUUAUCAUAUCACUAUUGAAACAUUUUCUGUCUAAUCCGUUUGUCCUUCUCAUCAAUAAAAAAUAUUUUUCAGUGUCAAAAUAUCGACCAUUUCUCUCUUCAUUUGUGGAAGGGAGAAAUGACUAUAUAAAUGCAGUCAUUGUUCCAUCAUACACUGCUGCCUCUGGGCUGAUUCUGACACAGAUACCCCUCCCUGAUACAGAGGUAGAUCUGUGGAGGUUGUGUAUGGAUCAUCGGGUCGGGGCGAUAGUUAUCCUGAAUGACAGUGACGAGGUACAAUAA
Molecule: messenger RNA, 3453 nt
Organism: Saccostrea cuccullata (small rock oyster)
Lineage: Eukaryota; Metazoa; Mollusca; Bivalvia; Ostreida; Ostreidae
Exons: 27
Coding region: 28-3453 (1141 amino acids)
Biological process (GO): protein dephosphorylation
Molecular function (GO): protein tyrosine phosphatase activity
Source: RefSeq, a predicted model, not a curated record